Molecule: messenger RNA, 3379 nt
Organism: Carlito syrichta (Philippine tarsier)
Lineage: Eukaryota; Metazoa; Chordata; Mammalia; Primates; Tarsiidae
Gene: DLL4
Product: delta like canonical Notch ligand 4
Exons: 11
Coding region: 266-2323 (685 amino acids)
Biological process (GO): establishment or maintenance of epithelial cell apical/basal polarity; cell communication; heterophilic cell-cell adhesion
Cellular component (GO): plasma membrane; protein-containing complex
Molecular function (GO): calcium ion binding
Source: RefSeq, a predicted model, not a curated record
AGUCGCCUCGGCGCGGUGUACCCUGGCACUAGCCCGCUUGCAGACCUAGGAUUAGCCAGAGGACGCGUCCUCAGCGCUGCCGCCGCCCAGCCGCCCUCACCUGGAUUACCUACCGCGGCAGCUGCAGCGGAGCCAGCGAGAAGGCGAGAGGCGACAGCGUCCCGGGAGGAGCUCGGCUUUUCUGGGACCCCGCGGGCGGGCAAAGCGGCAUCGCGAACAGAGCCAGAUUCCGGGCCCGCGAGCGGAGAGAGCGACGCCCCGAGGGAUGGCGGCAGCGUCCCGGAGCGCCUCUGGCUGGGCGCUACUGCUGCUGGUGGCACUUUGGCAGCAGCGCGCGGCCGGCUCCGGCGUCUUCCAGCUGCAGCUGCAGGAGUUCGUCAACGAGCGCGGCGUACUGGCCAGUGGGCGGCCGUGCGAGCCCGGCUGCCGGACUUUCUUCCGCGUCUGCCUGAAGCACUUCCAGACCGUGGUCUCGCCCGGACCUUGCACCUUCGGCAGCGUCUCCACGCCGGUAUUGGGCACCAACUCCUUCGCGGUUCGGGAUGACAGCAGCGGCGGGGGCCGCAACCCUCUCCAACUGCCCUUCAAUUUCACCUGGCCGGGUACCUUCUCACUUAUCAUCGAAGCUUGGCACGCCCCGGGAGACGACCUGCGGCCAGAGGCCUUGCCACCAGACGCACUUAUCAGCAAGAUCGCCAUCCAUGGCUCCCUAGCCGUGGGUCAGAACUGGUUACUGGAUGAGCAAACCAGCACCCUCACAAGGUUACGCUACUCUUACCGAGUCAUCUGCAGUGACAACUACUAUGGAGACAACUGCUCACGCCUGUGCAAGAAGCGCAACGACCGCUUCGGACACUAUGUGUGCCAGCCAGAUGGCAACCUGUCCUGCCUGCCCGGUUGGACUGGGGUGUACUGCCAACAGCCUAUCUGUCUUUCUGGCUGUCAUGAGCAGAAUGGCUACUGCAAUAAGCCAGGAGAGUGCCUCUGCCGCCCAGGCUGGCAGGGCCGCCUGUGCAAUGAAUGCAUCCCCCACAAUGGCUGUCGUCAUGGCACCUGCAGCACCCCCUGGCAAUGUUCUUGUGAUGAGGGCUGGGGAGGUCUGUUCUGCGACCAAGAUCUUAACUACUGCACCCACCACUCCCCGUGCAAGAAUGGGGCGACGUGCUCCAACAGCGGGCAACGAAGCUAUACCUGCACCUGUCGCCCAGGCUACACUGGCGUGGACUGUGAGCUGAAGCUCAGCGAGUGUGACAGCAACCCCUGUCGCAACGGGGGCAGCUGUAAGGACCAGGAAGAUGGCUAUCACUGCCUCUGUCCCCCGGGCUACUAUGGCCUGCACUGCGAACACAGCACCUUGAGCUGUGCCGACUCCCCCUGCUUCAAUGGGGGCUCCUGCCGGGAGCGCAACCAGGGGGCCAGCUAUGCUUGUGAAUGCCCCCCCAACUUCACUGGCUCCAACUGCGAGAAGAAAGUGGAUAGGUGCACCAGCAACCCGUGUGUCAAUGGGGGUCAGUGCCUAAACCGAGGUCCAAGCCGCAUGUGCCGUUGCCGUCCUGGAUUCACAGGCACCUUCUGCGAACGCCACGUCACUGACUGCACCCGCAGCCCUUGUGCCCAUGGCGGCACUUGCCACGACUUGGAGAACGGGCCCGUGUGUACCUGCCCUGCCGGCUUCUCUGGCCAGCGCUGUGAGGUGCGGACAUCCAGCGAUGCCUGCACCUCAGGGCCCUGCUUCAAUGGGGCCACCUGCUAUGCUGGUCUCUCCCCGGACACCGUCAUCUGCAACUGCCCCUACGGCUUUGUGGGCAGCCGCUGCGAGUUCCCUGUGGGCUUGCCGUCCAGCUUCCCUUGGGUGGCCGUCUCCCUGGGCGUGGGCCUGGCAGUGCUGCUGGUGUUGCUGGGCAUGGUGGCGGUGGCUGUGCGGCAGCUGCGGCUUCGGCGGCCAGACGACGGCAGCAGGGAAGCCAUGAACAACUUGUCGGACUUCCAGAAGGACAACCUGAUCCCUGCCACCCAGCUGAAGAACACAAACCAGAAGAAGGAGCUGGAAGUGGACUGCGGCCUAGACAAGUCCAACUGUGGCAAACAGCAAAACCACACAUUGGAUUAUAAUCUGGCCCCAGGGCCCCUGGGGCGGGGGACCGUGCUGGGGAAAUUUCCCCACAGUGACAAGAGCUUAGGGGAGAAGGCGCCACUGCGGUUACACAGUGAAAAGCCAGAGUGUCGGAUAUCAGCGAUAUGCUCCCCCAGGGACUCCAUGUACCAGUCUGUGUGUUUGAUAUCAGAGGAGAGGAACGAAUGUGUCAUUGCCACGGAGGUAUAAGGCAGGAGCCCAUCCACAACAUCCCGGCUCAGCCCAGCAGCUGGACCUUCCUUCCGCAUUGUUUACAUUGCAUCCUGGAUGGGACGUUUUUAAUAUGCAACGUGCUGCUCUCAGGAGGAGGAGGGAAUGGCAUGAACUGGAUAGACUGUGAACUUGCCAAGAGAUGCAAUACCCUUCCACACCUUUGGGUGUCUGUCUGGCAUCAGAUUGGCAGCUGCACCAGACAGGGGAACAGAGGAGAGAAGAGAUGCCACUGAGACCUGACCUGCCAGCAGUGGCCUUCAGAGGGCUUCUUCUGAGGCUCUGGCCUGUUUUCUAGAGAGAGUGGCAGUGGCCUCCUGGGGCCUGGAGCUGCUGUGGCCUUCACUGGCAUCUGUGUUUCCAAAAGUGCCUUUGGCCCAGGCUCCAUGAUGACAGCUGGGCCCAAAUCAGAAGGGAGAGAGGGGCCAGAAAGGAUAGGGCCUCCUGUGAGCUGGGAAACCAUUGAGUGCGGCCCUCCGCAGGUGGGUGAGUGCUCCAGGGGGAGGGGCACUUUCUGCCCCAUGGCUCCAGCUACUGCAUGUGGGCUUGGCUCGGAACACCACCUGGCCUCUCUCGCUGGCCUAGGCACGCUAGGCAAGAAUGUUGGUGAGCCUCACCCGGCUUCUGCACCCACUGGGCCUGGAUGCCUCGGGGCUCCUGGGAGCAGAUAGGUGAAGAGCCUAUCCCUUCCGCCAGUCAGGGGCGCCAGGCCUAACUGGGGAACUCAGGGCAGUUAUGUUGGAAACUCCAGUGAGGGAGAAAUUAGGUGCUGCUGCCAUCUAGGCCCUUUCCUCCCUCAAACCCAUUCUACGAACUUGAGCCUGGGCCCUGCUGAUGCCCAGUACUGCCCCCAGGCCACCCUUGAAGCCGAUCUUCAGAAAUCAAUAAUAUGAGUUUUUAUUUUGUUUUUUUGUAGUUUAUUUUGGAGUCUAGUAUUUCGAUAAUUUAAGAAUCAGAAGCACUGACCUUUCUACAUUUUAUAACAUUAUUUUGUAUAUAAUGUGUAUUUAUAAUAUGGAACAGAUGUGUACAGGC